Messenger RNA from Colletotrichum orchidophilum, 1443 nucleotides. RefSeq lists its product as uncharacterized. The transcript has a single exon. The record is from RefSeq and is a predicted model, not a curated record. Bases 1 to 1443 code for a protein of 480 amino acids. Lineage: Eukaryota; Fungi; Ascomycota; Sordariomycetes; Glomerellales; Glomerellaceae.
AUGCAUCUCCCCAGCAGCGCACCAACGGCAUCGUCAAUGUCCUCGCCCGAGCCCAUUCACGCGACACCCCCAACUUCGAGUCCCAUUCAAGCCAUGCCAUACCCCGCGAAGCGUAAAAGAAGACAUCAUGUCUUUCGUCCCGACGAGGGCUCCCUCUACGACAAGAUGUGGGAUCAUGCUGGACUCUCCCUCUUCGUACGUCCCAUUUGCUGGACCGAGCUGCACGUUCAACUCCUCGACGCCAAGUUCAUCGAGCUCCCUCCAUGCGACACACCAGUCCCUCCUUCGUCACCGCGCGGCGCCCCUGUCUCCCCAUCGAGAUGUCACAUGAAGCCUUCUGUCGCGGCUUCGACACUUAGUAGAGAACUUACCGCCAUGCUCGCGCCGGGCUCGACGAGAACUUUUUACACAAACUCGAUCCGCACCAUAAUGUCCACUCUCUACCCCAGCAAGCUGUCACGUACGCGAACACAGCUCGAUCUGCACCUCUAUUUUGGUGGCCUAGUGUAUCGCGAUGCAUGCCGCGUUCAGGUGGCUUGGGAUGAGAUGCCCUCUCGCAGCGGCUCCAUCGCCUCGUUUGAAUCUGCUUCGACGCGCCCAGCCGAAUCAUUUGGCGUUUUGCCAACGACCUCCAACGGUGGUGCAAGUGCCAGCGCAGGCAACAUGAGCAGCGAACAACGUUACUCUCAGCCGGUCCUGGCGUACGUCGGCAAGAUGCAAAUCGCGGCGACACGAAAGAACAUGUACCGCGUUAUUCAAGGACCCAAUAGAUCGUACAACGGGCCGGUCGAGCGUUUGCAGCAAUUACGCUCCAAAAUGUUCGUCCCCAGCAACCCGACGCACGACCCUUUGCUUGUGGGCAUCAUGUUGGCUAUGGCGCAAAGGAGAUUCCAUGGCGAGCCACAGCCGUCAGCAAACAAGUGGAUGCCUUCACGGCCGAUGCCUACUGGGCUUGGGGAGCCAGAGUUCCACGAUGUUACGGUGCAACUCCUCACAAACGAUAACGAGACAUCCGAGUUCAUCGUCUAUAAGGGCACGGUCACAGAAGAUCUGCUUCGCAAGUUCCACGAGCCAACCAAGAACCCCCGUGCGGGGGCCGAAAGGACGCUUGCUGAAAAGAUCGGAGAGGUUGCGGCCUUGGGCGGCAUGCGCAUCGAGUACACGAGAGUGCCUGUUUGGCCGAUUCUCGGACUCAAGGAGAGACUGGGCAAGGCGCUCGGCAAGGACACCGUGGGAGAAUUUGACGAGGACAACAUUGAGACAUGGGAGGAGGAAGCGGAGCGAAAUCCCGACAAGCUCAAGCGACGAAGAGAUCGCGAGGCCCUCGUCGAAGUGUUUAACGGCAGUUUCGAGGAAGAGGCUUCAGCCGACGGUAUGCCUCUCAGUGGGAAACGAAGAUGUUUAGUUGACGAGGAAAGCGGGCAGGUGGGCAUGGUCGUCUGA